GUUUCCUCUGAGGGUUCAAGACAACAGAGGACCAGGAGGCCAAGGCUUCAACGGAGCGAGAGGUGCAGUUGGAGCCAUGGACUACCAGCAGAAACUGGCUGAAAAACUCACCAUCCUCAAUGAGAGGGGAAAUGGGGUGCUGAUACGCAUGAACUACAUAAAGAAGACAUGUGCAGACCCAAAACUACGUCCUUCCAUCCUGACAGAUAAAGUCAUGGAGCCCGCCAUCAAGUACAUCAAUAAAAAGUUCCCCAACAUCGACUUCAGAGGGAAUAUUCAAAAUCUGACCUGUAUUCAGCGACAGAAAUCUGAAGUGUUGACAGCCACUUCAACCUACUAUGACUCCUUCCUGGAUGUCAUAGAGUUCAGGGACCAUGUGUAUGAGCUGCUGAACACCAUAGAUGCCUGCCAGUGUUUUUUUGAUAUUGCUUUUAACUUUGACUUCACCAAGAACUACUUGGACCUGAUCACCACAUACACCUCCGUUAUUAUUACCCUGUCUCGCAUCGAUGACAAAAAGGCCCUGGUGGGCAUGUUCAACUGUGCUCAUGAGAUGACAAAUGGGAGCAGUGACCCCUCCUAUCCACGGCUUGGGCAGAUGUUGGUAGAGUAUGACCAUCCCUGGAAGAAGCUUACUGAGGAAUUUGGACCUCACACAAGGUCUGUGACGACGGCAUUGCUGUCUCUGAAGAUGGUAUACCCACGCAGAAACCUGCCAGCAGAGCAGUGGCGUAGCGCCCAGCUCCUCAGCCUGCUGAGUGCUCCAGCUACCAUGUUGGACCCUGCCUGCUGUGACACUAUGGCGUGUGAAUAUCUGUCUAUGGAGGUGAUGGAACGAUGGAUUAUUAUCGGCUUCCUGUUGUGUCACAGCAGCCUGAAUUCCCACCAGGCCUCUCAGGAGCUGUGGAAGAUGGCUCUGCGGAGCGGCCUCUACCUCACCCUCACCAGAGAUGAAACACUCAACAUACACAAAGUCUCUGAGGACCUCUUCGACAGCUUCAAAGGAUAUAGCAAAAGAGUUGCAGAUAUCAAAGAAUGCCGUGAGCAUGUUUUAGUGAACUGCGGGGCUAUGCACAGAGAGAGAAGGCAGUUUCUGAGAGGAGCGAUGAAGGAAUUAUAUAAAGUACUAGAGGAUGAACCUGGACUCCUGGGACCAAAGGCCCUGUUUGUCUUCAUGGCUCUGUCAUUUUCACGUGAUGAGGUGCUGUGGCUCGUCAGACACUCUGAGAAUAUGCCAAAGUUAAAGACACCUGAAGACUACGUCGACAAUCAGAUGGCUGAGUUGUUGUUUUACAUGGAGAAGCUACAAGGCCUGAUGAGGAAGUUCAACCAUGUAGUACAGCGUUACCAUGUUCAGUACCUGGCGCAGUUUGAUGCUUUGGUGCUCAAUGACACCAUACAGAACAUGUAUGUGUGUCCAGAAGAGGAGUCAGUGCUGUUGAGUUCAUUCGUUUCAACCUUGUCCACUCUUUCAGUCAAGCAAGUUGAAGAUAAAGAAGAGCUUGACUUCAGAGGACUUCGAAUGGACUGGCUGAGAUUACAGGCCUAUACGAGUGUGAAUAAGGCCCCCCUUCCCAUAAAAGACUACCCUGACUUAGCAAAGGUGAUGAAUGUGAUCCAGUUCCACACCAAGAUGGUGGACAGUAUGGAAGAAAUGCUACUAGAAUCAUCUGAGGUGUCCAUACUCUGCUUUUACCCGCGUGUCUUUGAGAAGAUGUUCUCUCAGAGCAGUGAGGAGAUGACCAUGAAGCGCUACCUGAUGUCCUUUCCUUGCGUUUGUGCCCACUUCACCCAGUGUGGGCACCCUCACUGCCCAGAAGAGGCAGAGACAAUGGAGAAGAAAAGUCUACGCCUUUGUGUGACCUUCCUGGAGCAGAUAGCCAAACAGACCAGCAAUGUUGUCUUAGAGAUAUGUGCUGAGCAGUGUAACCUGAAUGACCAGUUGCUGCCCAAGCACUGUGCUGAGUCCAUCAGCGCUGCUCGGCAUAGAAAGCAAAAGAAGCCAGUGCCAAAGAAGGGAGAAGUCCAAAAAGAAAAACCAGGGGCUGAAAGCCUGAGGAAAGACCGGACUGUCGCCACCAACGUGGACAAGAUGCAUCUGAUGCUGACAGAGCUCUGCUCCACCUACAGCCUCUGCACUGACUUUAUUGUCUUCGACCACAUCGUUGUUCCCACGGAGUUCCUGCUUUCACAUCUGGAGACACGCCUUGCUGAGAUCAUCGUGAGAAUGGCCAAUUACAACCAGACCACCCAGGAAAUAGCCCGCCCCUCGGACCUCCUGGCAGGGAUAAGAGCCUAUACAGCCAGCUUGCACAGCCUCUCCAGCUACAUCAGUGUGGACGUCACCCGGCUGGUGAAGAGCGUCCUGCUGCAGCAAACUCAGCCGCUGGACUCACGUGGGGGACAGACCAUUACAACUCUGUACACAAACUGGAUCCUGGAGAGUCUUUUGCGUCAGGCCAGUAACUCCCUCAUCGUCCACUGUCCUACGAUGCACUGCUUUGUCAACCAGACUACAGACACUGAACCCAGUUUUAGAGCAGAGGAGUUCUCUGAUGUAUCAGAAUUACGCGCCCUGGCGGAGCUAAUCGGUCCAUAUGGCCUCAAGUUUCUGAGUGAGAAUCUGAUGUGGCACAUCACGUCUCAGAUCAGCGAGCUGAAGAAACUGGUGAUCGAGAAUAUGGACGUCCUGGUGCAGAUGAGGAACAACUCUGACAAGCCUGAAGAAAUGGCCAGUCUUAAAAAGAGACUGACAGGAGGAGAAAAUGUGCUGAAGAGGAUGACGAUCAUCGGGGUUAUCCUGUCGUUCAGAUCAAUGGCAAUGGACAGUCUGAAAGAUAUCCUACAUAAGCAUUGUCCGUACCUGAUGGGACCCAUUGAGUGUCUGAGGGACUUCCUCACACCUGAAGCCGACAUCAAGGUGACUCUGAGUGUGUUCGACUUGGCCUCUUCAGCAGGACUCGCCUGUGAAAUUGACCCUGCCCUCGUCACAGCUGUGGCCAACAUGCAGACAGAUAACACGUCCAUUGAUGAGGAGUACAAGCUGUCCUGUUUGCUGCUCGUCUACAUCGCUGUGUCCCUGCCCAGUCUGGCCCUGGACCCCAAUUCCUCCUACACACGAGAGCAUGGAGGCCACAACAACAACAUCCACUGUCUAGCUACAGCUAUCAACCAGGUGGCAGCUGCCAUGUUCACCGUCCAGAACAAGAACAUUAUGCAGCACCUCAAAGAGUUUCUACUGAUGGCGUCCUCUGCUUUGCUUCAGUUGGGCCAAAAUGUGGAGAGAGUGGAGAUCAAAAACCGAGAAUCCGUCUACUUGCUCUUACACAUGAUUGUGGAGGAGUCUCCGUUCUUGAGUCAAGACAUGCUGGAGAGCUGUUUCCCUUACGUUCUGCUCCGAAACGCCUACAGAGAGGUGUACAGGUCCUUCAUCAUCACUCUGGGCUGAAAUAUUUGUUAAACAUUAUUAAAUUAAUCAACACUGCUUUUGAUGUGCGUACAUAUAUAUAGUGUAAGUCUGUCUUGUUUUUCACUUCUCAUUUUUCAGUUCUGCACAUAAGACUAGGUUUUAACCGUAACCAUGAAUAACUGAACCGUUUUUGUUCACGGUGCUUCCUGUUUGCUACUGCUCUUCAUGCACCCAGAUUUAACAUGUCCUUCCUCAUUUUAUUUUCUGUACAUGUACUUGACUUUGGGUCUAAUAGUAUUACAGUUAAAAUGUAAACUCAGUCAAGUAUUAAAUCAGUUUGAACAAAUACUAUUUUUAUUCUCAGUAUCACAUCCUAAGACAAAUAUUUUCAGCGUUUCUACAUUUAAGCAGCUAUUUUUAUUGAUUGUCUUAUUAAUAACGUGUGUAUAUUUUCCUCGCAAAUCUUUCAUGAAUAAAGAUAAUAAUACGC
Sphaeramia orbicularis (orbiculate cardinalfish) is the source of this 3899-nucleotide messenger RNA. It is a transcript of the gene nckap1l, whose product is annotated as NCK associated protein 1 like. The record is from RefSeq and is a predicted model, not a curated record. NCBI's taxonomy places the organism in Eukaryota, Metazoa, Chordata, Actinopteri, Kurtiformes, Apogonidae. Gene Ontology annotation, cellular component: SCAR complex. The coding region runs from base 77 to 3448 and encodes 1123 amino acids. The transcript has 31 exons. Gene Ontology annotation, biological process: neuron projection morphogenesis; cortical actin cytoskeleton organization; cell morphogenesis.